Molecule: messenger RNA, 664 nt
Organism: Hordeum vulgare subsp. vulgare (domesticated barley)
Lineage: Eukaryota; Viridiplantae; Streptophyta; Magnoliopsida; Poales; Poaceae
Product: ribonucleoside-diphosphate reductase large subunit-like
Exons: 4
Coding region: 68-511 (147 amino acids)
Biological process (GO): deoxyribonucleotide biosynthetic process
Cellular component (GO): ribonucleoside-diphosphate reductase complex
Molecular function (GO): ATP binding; ribonucleoside-diphosphate reductase activity, thioredoxin disulfide as acceptor
Source: RefSeq, a predicted model, not a curated record
UGUACUGUUAUCUUUACCAAUAUGAUACUUUCUAGGUUUCUUGGACUAUGCUUGAUUAGGAACUGUGAUGCAUGGGGUUAUUUUUGAGUUCCAUUCAUUGUUUCAAAAAUCAUUGUUUCAAAAAUCAGGUGCCUUUGCUGUAUACCUGGAGCCCUGGCAUGCUGAUAUUUUUGAGUUCCUUGAUCUGAGGAAGAACCAUGGCAAGGAGGAGAACCGUGCAAGGGAUCUUUUCUUUGCUCUCUGGGUUCCUGAUCUACUCAUGCAAAGAGUACAAAAUAAUGAGGAUUGGUCCCUGUUUUGUCCUAUUGAAGCUUCGGGGUUGGCUGAUUGUUGGGGUGAGAAGUUUGAGGAAUUGUACAAGAAAUAUGAGAAAGCAGGCAAAGCAAAAAAGGUCAUUCCAGCACAGACCCUCUGGUUUGACAUUUUGAAGGCACGGAUAGAAACUGGCACACCUUAUAUGCUCUGUCUUAUUGUUAUGGGUUCAAGGCUACUUAAGGCAUGGGGUCAUUAACCAGCACACAAGGCAGCAUGACGGCGGCUCUCUUAAAAAUAGAUUAGUUAGGAUUGCAUCCCAAAGAUAUAUAAUUGAUCAACUCUCUCAAAAUGUAAGAUGUUUUUUGACAUCGAGAUUAAUUAAGCAAGAAAACAUGAGGGAUACCAUCCA